AUGCGGCGUGGCCAGGCACCACGGGCACCCGCUGGCUUCUUAUGCCUGCGGGGGACACGGGUUGGCAGCGGCAGCCGGGGCGGGGUGUCCAGCCGGGCGCUGUGCCCGCACCGCAGAGCUGCUCGCGGGGACUGGACCCGCCGCCCACGUGGGAGCCGCUGGAAAGCCGCCCUCGGGAGAGGAAAACACCGCCUGCUUUACUUGUUUUCUGAAGACGAUGAUGAUCUGGAAUUAUAUGUCCUGAUAGGAUGGGAAGGAGCAGCAGGAUCAGAUGUGAACACCAGAAACCUUGACCCUCUUCUGCCUCUGCUAAUGAGCAGCUCCAAGAGAUUCCUGAUACUUGUCCAGGCUCAUAUCCUUUGCAAAGGCUGCUCUCCUGGCCUGGAUCAUCCCUAACCCAGCCUGUCACAGUCCAGGAGGUCUGGGUAUGAGUAUGGGGCUGUGGGCUGUGCUUUCAGUACUGCCCAAAGAGCUGCUUCUGUUAUUCUAAAAUUCACAUUCUGAUCUUUGAACAGGAGGGUGCAA
Vidua chalybeata is the source of this 525-nucleotide messenger RNA. RefSeq lists its product as uncharacterized. NCBI's taxonomy places the organism in Eukaryota, Metazoa, Chordata, Aves, Passeriformes, Viduidae. The record is from RefSeq and is a predicted model, not a curated record. The transcript is spliced from 2 exons. The coding region runs from base 1 to 396 and encodes 131 amino acids.